GCCGGCUUCAUGAGGGGCUGGACACACCAGCCGGGACCGUGCGUCACAAUGCACCUACAACUUCUCCUCAUUAUAACUUUAUGUGUGCUUCAUUGCGAUUGUCAAGGUUCAGGUUGUGAGGUGGGGUCUUUCCGUUGUGGGACAGGCCGUUGUAUUCCAGCAAGCCAGAGGUGCGAUGGAACAACCGACUGUUCGGAUAACUCAGAUGAAUUUGGCUGCCCCGAGCCCACCUGCGAGAGUGCUCAGUUCCAGUGCUUGAGUGACGGCGAGUGCAUUCCGCAGCACUGGGUCUGCGAUGAUGAAGAGGAUUGCGAGGAUGGCUCCGAUGAAAGGCAGCACUGCCCUGGCAGGACAUGCUCCAGUUCACAGUUCACCUGUACGAAUGGGGCCUGCAUCCCGGGAGGAUACAGGUGCGACCAUGUGCCUGACUGUCUAGACGGAGCAGAUGAGAGAAACUGCCUGUACCCAGAGUGCUCGGAGCUGAGGUGUGCUAACGGGGCGUGUUAUAACAGGAGCCAGCGCUGUGACCAGGUGCUCAACUGCCGAGACGGCUCAGACGAAGCCAAUUGCACCCAGCGGUGCAGCGGCGGUCAGUUUCAGUGCAGUAAUGGAGAAUGUAUUCCUCGCGGAUACGUCUGCGAUCAUGACGAUGAUUGUGGAGACAGAAGUGAUGAACAGAACUGCACCUACCCAACCUGCAGAGGAACGUACUUCACCUGUCCCAGCGGCCGCUGCAUUCAUCAGGUCUGGCUGUGUGAUGGAGAGGAUGACUGCGAGGACAAUGCAGAUGAGAGAGGCUGCGAUAAUGUCCAGCGUGAGUGUUAUCCCGGGGAAUGGCCGUGUCCUUCUUCUGGUGUUUGCAUCCCUCUGGACCAUCUCUGUGAUGGGACGGCACACUGUCCGGACGGAGAAGAUGAAACCAAUACCACUGCCGGACGCAACUGCAGUAUCUGGCGCUGUGCAUCUCUGAGCUGUGAGCAUCACUGUCACGCCUCUCCUGAAGGAGGAACCUGUGCCUGUCCACCAGGAUACAUGGUCAGCAGAAACGACAGCCGCUCAUGCAUUGAUUAUGAUGACUGUAGUCUGUGGGGCAUGUGUGACCAGCUGUGUGAGGAUCGGAUCGGAAGCCAUCGCUGCAGCUGUCGGGACGGUUACCUUCUGGAGCAGCACAGAUACUGCAGAGCAAAUCCCUCAUCUGGGGUGCCUUCGCUUAUAUUCUCCAAUGGGAGAGACUUGCUGAUUGCUGAUGUCCACGGACACAGUACUCAAACCCUGGUCGAGUCCCAGAACAGAGGAGUUGCUGUUGGUGUGGACUUUCAUUACCAGCUGCAAAGGGUCUUUUGGACCGACACAAUCCAAAAUAAGGUGUUUUCAGUGGAUAUGGACGGGUCGCGUUUGCAGGUGGUGCUGAACGUAUCCGUGGACUAUCCUGAAAACUUGGCCGUGGACUGGGUGAAUAAUAAGCUGUAUGUGGUGGAGGCCAGCGUCAACAGAAUCGACAUGGUGGACUUGGACGGGAGCAAUCGGGUCACACUAAUCGCCGAGCACCUGGGCAACCCGAGAGGUCUUGCGCUUGACCCGACCGUGGGGUACCUUUUCUUCUCUGACUGGGAUACUUUGAAUGGGGAACCGGGUUUGGAAAGGGCCUACAUGGAUGGUACCAAUCGCUAUGGGAUCAUCAGGACCAAACUCGGCUGGCCUGCUGGGAUUACUUUGGACCUUGAGGCUAAAAGAGUAUAUUGGGUGGACAGCCGAUAUGAUUAUAUCGAAACAACGACUUAUGAUGGCUUGCACAGGAAAACUGUGGUCCAUGGUGGGUCUGUGAUUCCUCAUCCAUUUGCCAUUACUCUGUUCGAGCAUUCAGUCUACUACACUGACUGGACUAAGAUGGCAGUAAUGAAGGCUAAUAAAUACAGGGACAACAGCCCACAAGAGCUCUACAGGACCUCUCAGAGACCACAUGGCCUGACUAUGGUCCAUGCAUACAGACAGCCUUUUGUAAGUAACCCCUGUGGCGCCGAUCGAGGAGGCUGUGAACACAUCUGUGUUCUGAGUCACAGAACUGAUAACGGUGGCUUGGGAUAUCGCUGCCGCUGCCGAAUGGGCUACGAUCUACAUGCUGACGGCAAGAGAUGCCUGGCUGUGAGGCAGUUUCUGCUGUUCUCCAGUCAGCUGGCAGUCAGAGGGAUCCCCUUCAACCUGUCCACACAGGAAGACAUCAUUCUCCCCAUCACAGGAACGCCGUCUUAUUUCGUUGGAGUGGACUUCAGUGCUGCGGACAAUUCAGUUUUCUUCUCUGAUACGGUGAAGGACAUCAUCUACAAACAGAAAAUUGAUGGAACCUGCAGGGAGGUACUAGCAGCCAAUCGGGUGGAUGGUGUGGAAGAUCUCGCUUAUGAUUGGAUAUCGAAGAACCUGUACUGGACGGAUCCACGCUACAGGAGUAUAUCUGUCAUGAAGGUCGCGGAUAAGUCCAGACGAGCCAUUGUACGAAACCUCAACAACCCCAGAUCCAUAGUGGUCCACCCGGUGGCUGGUUAUAUUUUCUGGACUGACUGGUACCGUCCUGCAAAGAUUAUGCGGGCCUGGGGUGAUGGGUCACAUGCUCAGUCGAUUGUAAACACCACUCUCGGCUGGCCCAAUGGCUUGGCCAUUGACUGGAGUGCCAUGCGGCUGUAUUGGGUGGACGCCUUCUUUGAUAAGAUCGAGCACAGCAACUUUGAUGGACAAAACAGGUUGUCUUUGAAUCGCAUCACUCAGAUCUCCCAUCCGUUUGGACUUACUAUUUUUGGAGGUUAUGUGUACUUCACCGACUGGCGGCUGGGUGGAAUCGUGAGGGUCCGUAAAACAGACGGAGGGGAGAUGAUGAUCAUUCGUCAAGGGAUCAGCCACAUCAUGCAUGUCAAAUCCUUCAAUGCUGAUUCUCAGAUUGGAUCUAACUUCUGCAACAGGCAAACAAACCCAAAUGGAGACUGCAGUAAUUUCUGUUUCCCAGCGCCGUACUCCCAGCGAGUGUGUGGCUGUCCAUAUGGAAUGAAGCUGGAAGCGAAUCAGCAGACGUGUGUGGAUGAUCCGUCCAAUGAGCCGCCGACCCUCCAGUGUGGCUCCAACUCCUUCUCAUGCACUAAUGGGAAGUGUGUCCCCCAGAGCUACCAAUGUGACGGCGUCGAUGACUGUCAUGACAACAGCGAUGAGGCCAACUGUGGCACUAAUAAUAACACAUGCUCGCCCAUUGCCUUCACCUGUGCCAAUCAGCGCUGUGUGCCCAGAAGCUGGCACUGCGACGGACACAAUGACUGUUUUGAUGGCAGUGACGAGAGGGAGUGUCCCACCCAGACCCCCGGCACUUGCCAGGCUGACCAGUUCAGCUGCACCAACCAUCACUGCAUCCCCCGCACAUGGCUCUGUGACACCGACAAUGACUGCGGAGACGGAUCCGAUGAGAACAACUGUGAUUCUAUUGGCACAUGCCACCCUGGUCAGUUCCAGUGUCCGGACCAUCGCUGCAUUGACCCCAAUUACGUGUGUGAUGGAGACAGAGAUUGUGCAGACGGAGCGGAUGAACAGGGCUGUGUGUACAACUGCACAGCAUAUGAGUUUAAGUGUGCAAAUGGGCAUCAGUGUGUGAACUCCUACUACCGAUGUGAUGGGGUGUUUGACUGUAACGAUCGCUCCGAUGAAUCUGGUUGUCCCACUAGGCCGCCCGGCAUGUGUCACCACGAGAGUGAGUUUCAGUGCCAGUCAGACGGCAGUUGUGUUCCUGUGAACUGGGAAUGUGACGGGCAUCCAGACUGUGAAGAUGGCUCAGACGAACACCACGCGUGCCCACCGCGGACGUGCCCCACCUCGCAGUUCCGCUGUGAUAAUGGGAACUGUGUUUUCCGUGGCUGGAUUUGUGACGGUGAUAAUGACUGUCGGGAUGGCAGCGAUGAGCGAGACUGUCCCACGCCGCCGUUCCGCUGUCCCAGCUGGCAGUGGCAGUGCCCUGGACACAGUGUGUGUGUUAACCUCAGCAGGGUGUGCGACAACACGCCAGACUGUCCCAACGGCGCCGAUGAAUCCCCUCUCUGCAAUGAGCCCUUACCAGAUCAGGAGAGCUGCUCGGAUAACAAUGCGGGCUGCACUCACGGCUGCAUUCAGGGCCCGUUUGGAGCCCAGUGCACGUGUCCUAUGGGCUUCCAGCUGAGUAACGACUCAAAGACGUGCGAGGACAUCGAUGAAUGCCAUCCUCCGGGCGUCUGCAGUCAGCACUGCUUCAACGAGAGAGGCUCCUUCCGCUGCCAUUGUCAGGAUGGAUACACUCUAGAGGCAGACGGACGCACCUGCAAGGCCUCAGGAUCUCGAGAGGCCUUGCUCUUAGUGGCCAGUCGGAAUCAGAUUGUAUCAGACGACAUCCUCGCACAGCCAAACAUUAUUCGGUCUCUAGUGCGUGAUGGCCGCAACAUCGUGGCCGUAGAUUUCGACUCGGUUACAGAACGUAUUUACUGGUCUGACACCACCCAGGACAGAAUAUGGAGCGCUCACAAAAAUGGGACUGAUCGCACCGUGAUCUUUGACAGUGGAGUGACUGUCACAGAGAGCCUCGCCGUAGACUGGGUUGGCAGAAACCUAUACUGGACGGACUAUAUUUUGGAGACUAUAGAGGUGGCAAAACUGGACGGGUCUCACAGAACGGUGCUGAUUAGUGAAAACGUGACCAAUCCAAGAGGUCUGGUAGUGGACCCUAGAAACAACACACACCUGAUGUUUUGGACGGACUGGGGCAGAAAUCCUCGUAUCGAGAGAGCCAGCAUGGAUGGGAAAUUAAGGACCACAAUCAUCAGCAACAAACUUUAUUGGCCCAAUGGCUUAACUAUUGACUACCCCAACAACCUGCUUUACUUUGCUGACGCUUACCUAGACUUUAUCGACUACUGUGAUUAUGAUGGAAAGAACCGAAAACAAGUGUUGGCCAGUGAUUUGGUACUGCAACAUCCCCACGCAAUUACCAUUUUUGAGGAUUUUGUCUAUUGGACCGACAGAUACGUCAACCGUGCGAUCCGGGCCAACAAGUGGCACGGACAGAACCAGACGGUGAUGCUGUAUAAUCUGCCCCAGCCCAUGGGUCUGGUGGCACUUCAUCCAGCCAGACAGCCUGCAGUCGAGGAUCCAUUCUUGGUGGUGGUGAGAGACAGCAUCAUUUACGGCAUCCCUCUCAACCCGAAUGACAAGAGCAAUGAUGCCAUGGUGCCGGUCGCCGGGCUGCUGAAUGGAUAUGAUGUCGACUUUGAUGAUGCUGAGCAGAUGAUCUACUGGGUGGAACAUCCGGGUGAGAUUCAUCGAGUAAAGUCAGAUGGUACCAACAGAACUGAGUUUGCACCAGCGGCCAUCUUGGGUUCUCCGGUCGGACUGGCUCUGGACUGGAUGUCCCAGAACCUGUACUACUCUAACCCUGCAUCACAGUCGAUAGAGGUUCUCAGGCUAAAAGGAGAAAUUCAGUACAGAAAGACUCUCAUCACUAACAACGGCUCACCUACUGGUGCAGGAGCUCCCAUUGGCAUUGUGGUGGAUCCGGCACGUGGAAAGAUGUACUGGACAGAUCAGGGAACAGAGAGCGGGAUCCCUGCCAAGGUGGCAUCGGCAGAUAUGGACGGCUCCAACUCGGCCAUCCUCUUCACCCAUAAUCUGGAACAUGUGGAGUUCAUAACUAUAGACAUCAGAGAGAACAAGCUCUACUGGGCUGUUACAGGAACUGGCGUGAUCGAGCGUGGCGAUCCCGAUGGAUCAAAUCGCAUCACUAUGGUGAAUGGACUGUCCCAUCCGUGGGGUGUGGCCGUAUAUGACUCCUACCUGUACUUCACAGAUCGAGACUUUGAAGUGAUUGAACGCGUCGACAAAGCCACGGGACUCAACCGGGUUGUAAUGCGGGAUAACGUGGCCGGUCUGAGAGUACUCAAAGUACACUACAGAGACUCCUCAGCAGGAUCGUCUAACGGCUGCAGUAAUAACAUGGGGAUGUGUGAGCAGUUGUGUCUGCCUCGUCCCGGUGGCCUGUUCAGCUGCGCCUGUGCGACUGGGUUCAAACUCAGUGCUGAUAACAGAACCUGUUCUCCAUACCAAUCCUAUGUGGUGAUCUCUAUGCUCACUGCCAUCAAGGGCUUCAGUCUAGAGGGAGCAGAUCACUCGGAGUCUAUGGUGCCUGUAGCAGGCAGAGGCCGCAAUGCUCUUCAUGUAGAUGUGCACAUGCCUUCCGGUUUCAUUUACUGGUGUGACUUCAGCAGCACCGUGGCGUCUCAGAACGGAAUCCGCCGGAUCAAACCGGACGGAUCUGGAUUCCGCAGCAUUGUCACCUCUGGAAUCGGACGCAAUGGCAUACGAGGCAUUGCUGUAGACUGGGCCGCAGGAACCCUCUAUUUCACCAAUGCCUUCUUGACUGAGACGUACAUUGAAGUGAUUCGACUCAAUACCACGUUCCGUCGUGUUCUUCUCAAGACCCAAGUAGACAUGCCUCGUCAUAUUGUGGUGGACCCCAUGAACAGAUACCUCUUCUGGGCCGACUAUGGACAGACCCCCAAAAUCGAGCGAGCUUUUCUAGAUGGUUCCAACCGGACCGUGCUGGUUUCCUCAGGCAUCGUCACCCCCAGAGGCCUGGCUUUGGACCACCGAGACGGAUACAUCUACUGGGUGGACGAUUCCCUGGACAUGAUCGCACGAGUCCGGCCCGAGGGGGGCGAGACGGAGGUCGUACGGUUUGGGAGUCGCUAUCCGACUCCGUAUGGCAUCACCGUGUUUGAGGGGACUGUAAUCUGGGUGGACAGAAACCUGAAGAAAGUCUUCCAAACGAGCAAACAGCCAGGCGCGACCGACCAGCCGCUCGUGAUCCGAGACAACAUCAACAUGCUGCGGGACGUCACGAUCUACGACCGGAGAAUGCAGCCAAGUUCAGCCCACGAGCUCCAUAACAACCCCUGCUUGGAGUCUAGCGGCGGCUGCUCUCACUUCUGCUUCGCCAUCCCAGGAACUCAGACGAGGAAGUGUUCGUGUGCCUUUGGGAAUCUGGCUGCAGAUAGCAGCAGUUGUGUGGUAUCCCGGGAUGACUACCUUAUCUAUACGACCGAAAGCACUGUACGAUCUCUGCGGCUGGAUCCAGAGGAUCAUUCUCUGCCCUUUCCCGUGGUUAACGUGCCCCAGACUUCGGUAGCCCUUGAUUUCGACCGGUUGGACGGCAGGAUCUAUUUCACCCAGAGUUCGGGAGCAGGCCAGAGCAAGAUUAGCUUCAUUACUUUGGCUUCACCUACCUCUCCUGCGACAGAGGUGGCCUCAGAUCUGGGAGCUCCUGAUGGCAUCGCCUAUGACUGGAUCAAUAAGAGGAUCUAUUACAGUGACUAUAUUAACCAGAGCAUCAGCUCCAUGGCAGUGGAUGGAUCUCAGAGGACUGUUGUAGCACAGGUGCCCAGACCCAGAGCCAUCAUGCUGGAUCCCUGUAGAGGGUAUAUGUACUGGACCGACUGGGGAACCAACGCAAAGAUAGAACGUGCAACUCUGGGAGGAAACUUCAGGACAGAGAUCGUCAACACUAGCUUGGUUUGGCCAAAUGGUCUGACGCUAGACUAUGAGGAUCAAAGGCUGUACUGGGCAGAUGCCAGCUUACAGAAGAUUGAGAGAUGCUCACUCACCGGCACUAACCGUGAGGUCAUCGUAAGCACCGCCAUCUACCCGUUUGCAAUGACAGUGUACGAUCAGCAUAUCUACUGGACGGACUGGAACACACGCAGCAUCUACCGUGCAAACAAGCACGACGGCUCCAACCAGAGAGUGAUGCUACAGAACCUUCCAUCACGGCCCAUGGACAUCCACGUGCUCUCCAACAGCAAACAGCAGCAGUGCAGCAGUCCCUGCGAACAGUUCAAUGGUGGAUGUAGCCAUAUUUGCACUCCAGGUCCUCAGGGAGCAGAGUGUCAGUGUCCCUCUGAGGGCCGUUGGUAUCUGGCCGACAACAAACACUGUAUCCCUGACAAUGGCACACGCUGUCAGUCAGGCCAGUUUACUUGUAUGAAUGGCCGAUGCAUCCGCGCCCAGUGGAAAUGCGACAACGACGAUGACUGUGGGGACGGCAGUGAUGAACUCGAGAGGGUCUGCGGAUCCAAGAGUCAUUUCGUUUUUGUCCCACAAGCAGCAGCAUUCAUUUCACUCUCAGCAUUUCACACCUGCGAGCCCACAGUGUUCACAUGUGGAAAUGGCCGUUGUGUGCCAUAUCACUAUCGCUGCGAUCACUACAAUGACUGCGGGGAUAACAGUGACGAGACCGGCUGCCUGUUCCGGCCCUGUGACCCCAACACUGAGUUCACCUGCAAUAACGGUCGCUGCAUUGCACGGGAAUACGUCUGCAACGGAAUAAACAAUUGCUACGACAAUGGGACCUCGGAUGAGCAGAACUGUGCUGAGAGGACAUGUCAGCCAGAGCACACCAAAUGUCAGACCACCAACAUCUGCAUCCCACGCUCAUACCUGUGUGAUGGAGAUAAUGAUUGCGGUGACAACAGCGACGAGAGCCCAACGCAUUGUGCCACAUCUACAUGUUCCCAGAAUGAGUUUCGCUGUUCGAGUGGACGCUGCAUUCCUGGACACUGGUACUGUGAUGGUGGUACAGACUGUAAUGAUGGUUCUGAUGAGCCCAUUACCUGUACCACCACGGUGAGGACCUGCAACUCCGACCAGUUCCGCUGCGAUGACGGAAGGUGCAUCGCUUCGUCCUGGAUCUGCGAUGGAGACAAUGAUUGCGGGGACAUGAGCGACGAGGACGAGAGACACAACUGUGCAAACCGCACCUGCUCUCCUCAGGAGUUCACCUGUAUAAAUAACAGGCCUCCUCAGAGGAAGUGUAUCCCACGGGACUGGGUGUGUGACGGAGACGCAGACUGUUCGGACGCGUACGAUGAGCACCAGAACUGCACUCGCAGAUCCUGCUCCGCCAACGAGUUCACCUGCAACAACGGCCUCUGCAUCCGUAACUCCUACAGGUGUGACCGUCGUAAUGAUUGUGGAGACAGCAGUGAUGAGCAGGGCUGCACCUAUCAGCCGUGCCAACAGCAUCAGUUCACCUGUCAGAACGGCCGCUGCGUCUCGCGCGAUUUCGUCUGUGACGGGGACAACGACUGCGGGGAUGAAUCUGAUGAGCUGGAUCACCUGUGCAGGACUCCAGCGCCCACCUGCCCUCCCGGAAACUUCCGGUGUGACAACGGAAACUGCAUACCUCUCAGCGAGGUGUGUGACAGGAAUGACGACUGCAACGACAACAGUGAUGAGAAAGGCUGUGGCAUCAAUGAGUGCACAGACCCGUCCAUGCACCACUGCGACCACAACUGCACCGACACGCCCACCAGCUUCAUCUGCACCUGUCGCCAUGGUUUCCGCCUCAUGUCCGACAACAAAACGUGCGACGAUGAGGACGAGUGCUCCGUCAGGCCCAGCGUGUGCAGCCAGGUGUGCGAGAACACCAUGGGCUCGUACGUGUGCAAGUGUGCUCCAGGCUUCCUCCGCGAACCCGAUGGACGCAGCUGCAGGCAAAACAGCAACAUCACCCCCUACCUGAUCUUUAGCAACCGCUACUAUCUGCGCAAUCUGUCGACGGACGGCGAGGCCUACUCGCUCAUUCUGCAGGGCCUCACCAGCGUGGUGGCGCUGGACUUCGAUCGGGUGGACAAACGCUUGUACUGGAUCGACGUGAGCCGAAGGGUGUUGGAGCGGAUGUUCUUUAACGGGACGGGACGAGAGGUGGUGGUAAACGGGAUUUUGCAUGGCGAGGGCCUGGCGGUGGACUGGGUCGGGAGGAAGCUGUAUUGGGUCGACAGCUUUCUCGACUGCAUGAAAGUGUCGGAGCUGGAUGGCCGGUUUGUGAGGAAGUUAGCAGAACACUGUGUGGAUGCUAAUAACACAUACUGCUUUGAGAAUCCCAGAGCCAUCGCUCUGCAUCCAAAGCUUGGAUACGUGUACUGGACUGACUGGAGAGACAAAGCCUUCAUUGGACGUGUUGGGAUGGAUGGGAAUAACAAGUCGGCCAUCAUCACUACUAAGAUCGAGUGGCCCAACGGUCUGACUAUUGACUACACCAAUGACAAGCUGUACUGGUCUGAUGCUCACCUCAACUACAUCGAAUUCUCUGAUCUGGACGGGAAUCACAGGCACACUGUGUACGACGGCGUCCUGCCGCAUCCUUUCGCCAUCACAGUGUUCGAGGAAAGCGUGUACUGGACGGACUGGAACACGCGCACGGUGGAGAAGGGCAACAAAUACAACGGCUCUGGACGGGAAGCACUCAUCAACACCACCCACCGACCGUUUGACAUCCACGUGUGCCAUCCCUACCGCCAGCCCAUAGUGACGAAUCCCUGCGCGGUCAAUAACGGCGGCUGUUCUCACCUUUGCCUCCUGCAAGCUGGAGGUCAGGGUCACACCUGCGAGUGUCCUGAUCACUUCCUUACUGUGCAGAUAGGGGGCGCUGCACGCUGUCUGCCCAUGUGCUCCAGCACGCAGUACAGAUGCGCAGACAACGAACGCUGUAUCCCUAUCUGGUGGAAGUGUGAUGGUCAGCGAGACUGCAGAGACGAUUCGGAUGAACCCUCCACGUGUCCCCUCCGGCACUGCAGACUGGGCCAGUUCCAGUGUAAUGACGGAAACUGCAGCAGCCCACACUUCCUGUGCAACUCUAAUCAGGACUGUCCCGAUGGGUCGGAUGAAGACACGGUGCUGUGUGCCACCCAUCAGUGUGAGUCUCAUCAGUGGCAGUGUGCCAAUAAGCGCUGCAUCUCUGGGGCCUGGCAGUGCGACGGCGAGAACGACUGCGGCGACGGAUCCGACGAGGAUCCCGCUCACUGCUCCAGCAGGACCUGCAGACCCGGACAGUUCAAGUGCAGGAACGGCCGAUGCAUCCCGCAGAGCUGGAAAUGUGACGUGGACGACGACUGUGGCGACAACUCCGACGAGCCCAUCAACGAAUGCAUGGGUCCGGCGUACAGAUGUGACAAUCACACAGAGUUUGACUGCAGGACAAACUACCGCUGUGUUCCUCUGUGGGCCGUGUGCAACGGACACAACGACUGCAGGGACAACAGCGACGAACAGAACUGUGAGGAGUUGACCUGUGAGCCGGCGGGUGAUUUCCGCUGUGAUAACCACCAGUGCAUCCCCCUGCGCUGGCGCUGCGACGGAGACAAUGACUGCGGCGACGGAUCUGACGAACACAACUGCACCCCUCGUCCAUGCACAGAGAGCGAGUACCGCUGUGACAACCUGCACUGCAUUCCUGACCGCUGGGUUUGUGACCAUGACAACGACUGCGAGGACAAUUCUGACGAGAGAGACUGCGAGCUGCGGACCUGUCACCCGGGUUACUUCCAGUGCAGUAGCGGCCACUGCAUCGCUGAGCGCUUCAAAUGCGACGGCAAUGCUGACUGUCUCGACUUCACUGAUGAAAGCUCCUGUCCCACACGCUACCCGAACAGCACCUACUGUCCACCCUUCCUGUUUGAGUGCAAGAACCACGUGUGUGUGCAGCAGCAUUGGAUAUGUGACGGAGAUAAUGACUGCGGGGAUAAUUCAGAUGAAGAACUGCAUCUCUGCUUGGACAUCUCAUGUGAUCCUCCGUUCCGUUUCCGCUGUGAUAACACCCGCUGCAUCUACAGUCACGAGCUCUGCAACUCUAUAGAUGACUGCGGUGAUGGAACCGACGAGAGGCCGGAGCAUUGUGUGACUCCCACACAUGGGCCCUGCUCUGCAGACGAGUAUAAAUGUGGGAACGGUCAGUGCAUUCCUCUGCAGUACGCCUGCGACGACUAUGACGACUGUGAAGACCAGACCGAUGAACUCGGCUGCUACUAUGGCCAUGGGCGCACAUGCAGUGAGAAUCUGUGUGAGCAUAACUGCACGGAUUUGUCGACUGGGGGCUUUAUUUGCUCCUGUAGAACUGGAUAUAAACCCAACCCGGAGGACAAGAACACCUGCGAUGAUGUGAACGAGUGUGAGAUUUACGGGACGUGUCCACAGCUGUGCAGGAACACUAAGGGCAGUUAUGAAUGUUUCUGCGCUGAAGGGUUUCGAUCAGUGGGAGAGCAGCUGGGAGUCGAAUGCGCUGCUGAGGGAAAUCCUCCCGUCUUGUUAUUGCCUGAUAACGUGCGGAUCCGUCGAUUUAAUCUCUCAUCGGCGCAGUACUCAGAUUAUGUGGAUAAUGCAGAGCACAUUCAGGCACUGGACUACCUGUGGGACCCAGAAGGCCUCGGUCUAAGUAUAGUGUACUGGACAGUGUUGGGACGAGGCUCAGAGUUCGGUGCGAUUAAGAGGGCCUACAUGACCACGUUUGAUGACCAUGGAAAUAAUCCUGUAAAGGAGGUGGACCUGAACCUCAGAUACAUCUCCAGCCCUGACGGCAUCGCUGUGGACUGGAUUGGAGGCCAUAUUUACUGGACAGAUGCUGGCACUAAUAGAAUCGAAGUGGCAAAACUGGAUGGACGUUACAGAAAGUGGUUAAUUCACAGCGAUCUUGAUCAGCCAGCCGCUAUUGUGGUCAAUCCUAGUCUAGGUAAGAUGUUCUGGACCGACUGGGGCAGAAAGCCCAAGAUUGAGACGGCGUGGAUGGAUGGGCAGCGCAGAGAGGUGCUGUUAGAUGAAGAUCUGGGCUGGCCUACUGGUUUAGCUUUGGACUACCUGAAUGAAAACCGCAUCUACUGGUGUGACUCAAAAGAAAACAUCAUUGAAUCGAUGAAAGUGGACGGAACAGACCGGCAAGUCAUCAUAUCAGGAGACAUCGGUCACCCCUACAGUCUGGAUGUGUUCGAGGGACACGUGUACUGGACGACUAAAGAGAAGGGAGAAGUGUGGAAAAAAGAUAAUGUGCUCAACCCCUGUCAGAGUGUCUGCAGUCACCUGUGUUUGCUGCGGCCAGGUGGAUACACCUGUGCCUGUCCACAGGGCUCCACGCUGUUCGCUUUCAACAAGAAUGAAUGUGAUGCCGCCAUUGAGGCAGAGGUGUCCAUGCCGCUUGCAUGCAGAUGCAUGAACGGAGGAACAUGCUACACUGAUGAGGGAGGCCUGCCGAAGUGCAAGUGUUCAUACGGAUACUCGGGUAGUUACUGUGAAAUGGGGAAGUCUAGAGGUGCUCCUGCAGGGACAGCUGUGACCGUCCUUUUAGCAGUGGUUAUUAUUCUGAUUACUGGAGCUCUGGUUGUGGGAGUUUUCCUCAACUACAAGCGCACCGGCUCUCUCAUCCCGUCAAUGCCUAAACUACCCAGUCUGAGCAGCCUGGUGAAGUCGGCAGACACAGGAAAUGGAGUGUCGUUUCAUUCAGGUGACAAUGUCACGAUGGACCUGGAGCCUCAGACUCUGGGAGUGUCGUUCAUCGACAGGGCCAUGCAGCUGGAUGAGAAUUUCGCAGACUCUGGUAGGCAGCCAGUCACAUUUGAGAAUCCUCUGUACUCGACUGCAGCCGGCUCAGCCAGCGAUCCGGCAGUAAUACACGCUACACAGGUCACUGUGAACAUCAGCGAUGACCAGGUGGAGAAUAACUUCUCAAACCCUACAUAUACCGCUCAUGAACAGGCAGUGGAGGUGAAGAGCGGAGCUGCAGAGCAAACGACCACACAGGAGUCCAAAUGGAGUUUCUUUAAAAGAAAACUGAAGCCAAGCACAACAUUUGAAAACCCUACAUAUUCAGAGAUGCAGGAUGAGCAGACGCAUGGAGCUGCAGACGCCAGCUCUUCAUCACAGCCGUCUCCUUUCGUUCCUCCUCCCAAACCCCAGAAGCGAGAGAAACUCGGCGCGUAUUCACCGACAGAGGACACCUUCAGAGACACGGCCAACCUGGUUAAAGAGGACAGUGAAAUAUGACCAUCACACACACACACACAUGGGAAAAUACAAAGAAACAUCCCUUUGCACAGAAUCUAUUUUUAUAUGCAGCCUGCAUACGACAGAAAUCAAUUUAAGAUUAUUUUUGAAACAAAAAAAAGUAUAGAUGAGAAUAGAUGAAAUGUUUGUAUAGUCUACAGGAAAGAGACUUUGCCUUCUGAUAUUUUGUAUGCCAAUUCACAUUGUAUGAUUCUUUUUUAUUAUUAUUGUAACGUCAUAUUUGUAUAUCUUUGCACUGAUGCUGCUGAAGGAGAAUGUUAUGAAUAUUUUGUACAUUUGUAAAUUGAAAAGAUUUUGUUUGAUGAUAUCCUCUGGUCAGAUGUUAUUUUGAAAUAGAUUAUUUCUUAUUCCUGGAGAUUCGCACACACACACACAUACAUAUGCCAGCAAUACUGAGAAAAGUGCUUCGAGAGCCAGCUGAGACUUUGCCAUUUGAGCUGAUUCUUCUUAAAGGAACAGUCAACCCAAAAAUGAAAAUUCACCCUCAGGCCAAGA
This is a messenger RNA of Sinocyclocheilus anshuiensis, 14373 nucleotides long. RefSeq names its product low density lipoprotein receptor-related protein 2a (gene lrp2a). NCBI's taxonomy places the organism in Eukaryota, Metazoa, Chordata, Actinopteri, Cypriniformes, Cyprinidae. Gene Ontology annotation, biological process: receptor-mediated endocytosis. Bases 10 to 13857 code for a protein of 4615 amino acids. The record is from RefSeq and is a predicted model, not a curated record. The transcript is spliced from 81 exons. Gene Ontology annotation, molecular function: calcium ion binding; hormone binding; protein binding. Gene Ontology annotation, cellular component: apical plasma membrane; plasma membrane; signaling receptor complex.